UGGAACGUGCAGAGGAGCAUAAUCGUUGUGGUGGACUGACAGUUCGACAGUACAAGUACAUCAGCUCGCUGCCAAACACGUCCCUGGACCUGCAGGAUAGUGUGGAGACGCAGGACGCGUCCACUUUCAUCUGGGAGGAGUCUUCAAAGGCUGCUAAUGCAAUCCUGGUUAUUUAUCUUCGAGCUGAAGCCGAAGAAAGGAAGAGGACCCAAGUGGCUGGUUCAUUGUGAUCAUCUGACCGGACUGAAGGAGUCUGUUUGGGUCUGAUCUAAAGGCAUCAUGGAGGACGACCUGAUGUUUACCAUGGAGGAGGUCGGCAGCGCUCAGAGACCCUCCGAGCAGCGGAAUGGCAUCAAACCGCGACCUUCCUCCCUUGGCAACGGCAGCGAUGAUGAGGAUGACGAGGAACACUUCAUCUCACCCAUCCUGGGUGACUCUGCCAAAGAGACCUGCCACUACCUGAAAAAUCUGGUUUACACCAGACAGCUGUCAAACUCUCUCCCUAAAACCAACUUUCUGUACAAGCAUGAGCCAGAGGCAGAGGCUCGCUCGUACACUGUUGUGUCUGAGAGCGCACGGGCGGCGUGGAAACAUGCCAUCGAAAAGGCCCGAGCCAUGCCCGACCCCUGGGCACAGUUUCAUCUGGAGGAGAUUCCAACCGAGUCCUGUGCGCGGUACAGGUACAAUGCCAUCACAGGGGAAUGGCAUCAAGACCAGAUUCACAUCAAAAUGGGUUCACAGCCGUUUGGAAAGGGGGCCAUGAGGGAGUGCUUCAGAUCGAAGAAGUUGUCAAAUUUUUCUCACAGCAGCAACUGGAAGUCGGCGUCCAACUAUGUGGCGAAGCGCUACAUGGAGGAGGUGGACAGGGACGUGUACUUUGAGGACGUCAGGCUGCAGAUGGAGGCCAAACUCUGGGGAGAGGAGUACAAUCGACACAGACCUCCCAAACAGGUUGACAUCAUGCAGAUGUGUGUGGUGGAGAUGACGAACAGACCCGGUAAACCUCUGUUCCACCUCGAGCAUUACAUCGAGGGCAAGUACAUCAAAUACAACUCCAACUCUGGCUUUGUCAGGGACGACAACAUCAGACUCACUCCACAGGCUUUCAGUCACUUCACCUUUGAGCGUUCGGGCCACCAGCUGAUCGUGGUGGACAUCCAGGGAGUGGGAGAUCUGUACACGGAUCCUCAGGUCCACACCGAGAAGGGGACUGACUUCGGAGAUGGAAAUCUAGGUGUGCGGGGCAUGGCUCUGUUCUUCCACUCCCACAUGUGCAACAAGAUCUGCAAGAGCAUGGGCCUGACCCCGUUCGACCUUUCCCCGCCCGAGACGUCCCAGCUGGACGGCACCAACAAACUUCUUAAGAGCGCGCAGACGGUGCUGAGGGGCUGCGAGGAGCAGUGUGGCUCGCCGAGAGUUCGGACUUGGUCGGCCAGCCGGGCGCCGCCGCUCUUCUCUCGCCUGUCCGAGACCUCAUCAGCCGACGAGAGCAUGAGUGACGCAGAGUCCAUCCCCUGCUCACCCCUUAAUCCUCCCUUCACAACAGUCGGAUCUCUGGGCUUAUCUUUUACUGGCAUGAAUGAACACGAAAGAUUCUACACUAACAAUCAAGGGGAGCACAAGGACUCAGAAAGCGGAGGAGACAGCGGCUAUCCCAGCGAGAGGAGGAGCGAGCCAGACUCCAGCGACCACAUGGAUGGGGUGCACCAACGUAACCACAGACCUUACUCAGAGUCGGAUGAGGACAGUAUCAGACGGAGGAAGAUGGUAGCUCCUCCAAGAGUCUCCGCAAACUUUAGCUCAUACAGUCCCAUCAGUGAAGCGCUGACGGAGGAGAAGUGGAGCUUCUUCCAUUCAUCUCGCUCUCAUGUCCACCGCCCGUCCUGUGUGGCGACAGAAGUGGAGCGCCUCAACACUCUGCUGCAGAAGAAGAUCGGACAGUCAAUUCUGGGAAAGGUCCAUCUGGCAUUGGUCCGGUACCAUGAAGCAGGACGCUUCUGCGAGAAAGACGAGCAGUGGGAUGAGAGGUCCGCCAUGUUCCACCUGGAGAGAGCCGCGCUGUGUGGCGAGCUGGAGGCCAUCGUAGCUUUAGGACAGUGCUACCUGCAGCUGCCGCAUCACAUACUGCCUGACAUGGAGGUGGAGGACAACGCGGGAAACCGGAUGAAAGGUUUCAAGUAUCUGCUGCAGGCAGCUGAGGCUGGAGACAGGUCCUCCAUGAUCAUCGUGGCCAGAGCCUUUGAUAGUGGAGUCAAUCUGUCGGCUGACAGAAAACAAGACUGGGCCGAAGCGAUUCACUGGUAUGAACAUGCGCUGAACAUGACGGACUAUGACGAAGGCGGGGAGUUCGACGGCACGCAGGAUGAGCCGCGAUACCUGCUGCUGGCCAGGGAGGCGGAGAUGUACCAGAAGGGAGGCCACAACCUGGACGCAGACCCACAGAGGGCAGGUGACCUGUUCACAGAGGCUGCUGAAGCUGCCAUGGCCGCUAUGAAAGGCCGUCUGGCCAACCAGUACUACAUGAAGGCUGAAGAGGCCUGGGCAGAAGUUGAGGAGUAAUUCCUUAAUUUAAAGAAGUGGGAAUGUUUUCUGUUUUGACUGUUUGUCGAUUUUUUAAAAUUAAAUUUAGUUUAAUGCUUGAAUGAUUUGGGAUAAUCUAUUUUUAUGGCAGAAUGUUUGCCGGAUUGGGUGUGUGAAUGUGUGCGGUUGAUGCUGAUGAUCAUUUUGUCGGUUUAAAUGUGAAACUAAUCAUCCUGACCUCUUUUCCUUCUCAUUUCCUGUCUUUGGUUAAUUUAAAUUAAUGCGGUUGUGUAAAAUAAAGAGUUUAUUUUAAAGAAAAUGGAACAAAGAAAACUGUUUACUUAUUUUCUUUCAGAAACGUUUAUGCAUUUAUGUCUGAAAGAUGUGUGUACAAUAUAUGUAAAAGAAUUGAAAAUAAAGUUUGCAUUGGUUUAUAUGAGA
Messenger RNA from Oryzias melastigma (Indian medaka), 2961 nucleotides. RefSeq names its product eukaryotic elongation factor 2 kinase (gene eef2k). The record is from RefSeq and is a predicted model, not a curated record. Lineage: Eukaryota; Metazoa; Chordata; Actinopteri; Beloniformes; Adrianichthyidae. Gene Ontology annotation, molecular function: calcium ion binding; calmodulin binding; ATP binding. Bases 280 to 2559 code for a protein of 759 amino acids. The transcript is spliced from 20 exons. Gene Ontology annotation, biological process: protein phosphorylation.